AUGGCAACUCAAACAGAAACACUAUUGGUGGAACCCAUGCCGGUACCUCCAACUGCCGAGAUCCAACCCGACAAGGAAUAUUCAAAACUCCAGAAAAUAGCAGUCACAUUCCAACUUUCAGGCGUCAACUUUGCAUGUAGCGCAACAAACGGGUUAAUCGUCGUCGGUUUACCUCAAAUGACAUCAGAUCUCCAUCUCCCGCCCUCCCUCGCAUUCUGGCCCUCUAGCGUCCAAGGUUUAGCAACAGCAUCUACCCUCCUCCUCGCAGGAGCUCUAGCCGACGUCCUAGGCGCACGAUCCGUGGAGCUAGUCGGAUGCAUCCUUAGCGGGGCUAUCAUGCUCGCUUGUGGCUUUAUACAAGCCGGUGAGGAGCUUGUUGCGCUGCGUGCCCUGCAGGGCGUGGCUUUGGCGCUGCAUCUUGCUAGUUCGGUUGCGUUGGUGACAAAGACCCUUGCAAGAGGACGGGGACGCAAUUUAGCUUUUGCGUGCCUGGGGUUAAGUCAGCCUCUUGGUUUCUCUUUUGGACUUGUGCUUGGUGGUGUGCUUGUUGAGACUGUUGGGUGGAGAGCGGGAUGGUAUCUCUACGGUGGUAUUGUUCUGUUCUUGUCUGCGGUUGGAUUUUGGUCUUUGCCAAAGUCUGAACCUCUAGGCACGUUUAAAGAUGUCAUGAACAGUGUUGCGACAGAUGUUGACUGGUUGGGCACUUUACUUGCUUCAGCUUUCAUGGCUCUUCUCUGCUAUUUCCUCGCCAUCAUCAGCACCGACGUCUAUCGCAUCAAGGAAGCAAGCAGCAUCGUCAUUCUGUGUCUCAGCUUAGUCGCUCUGCCUCUAUUCGUAGUGUGGAUGCACAUCCAGGUUAAAAAGGGGAAGCCGGCGUUGAUACCCAAUUCGUUCUGGCGCAACCACGCUUUCACUAGCAUCUGCGUGACGAUCGCCCUGUCAAACGCCGUGAUCAACUCCCUAGAGCUGUUCUCCAGUUUAUUUUUCCAGGAGAUUCAGCACUUGUCUGCCUUGAAUGCGGCGAUCCGGAUUCUGCCGAGUGUUGUUGUUGGUGUGGCUUUGAACUUCACUACUGGAUUGGUCGUUCACAGGAUUCCGGCUAUUUGGCUCAUUGUUAUUACGUCUGUUUUAACCGCCAUCUCACCGCUUCUCAUGGCUGUCACCAAUCCCAGCUGGACAUACUGGACGACCGCAUUCUUCGCCCAGGUCCUCAUGCCCGUCUCAAUCGACGUCUUAUUCACAGUUGGACUAAUAGUCGUCACUGAGACAUUCCCAGAGGAUAAGCAAGCUAUCGCUGGAUCCGUCUUUAACGCGGCAUCCCAAUUUGGGAAUGCUAUGGGUCUGGCGAUCAUGCAGGUCGUGUCUACCCUUGUAACAAAGAACCAUUCAGGACUGGAGGAGACCAAAGCAUUGCUGGAAGGAUACAAGGCCAGCUUCUGGACCAUGUUUGCUUUUAUGCUUCUUUGUGCUUCGAUUGGUGGCGUUGGGCUUCGAAAGGCGGGUAAGGUUGGGUUGAAGCGAGAGUAG
Messenger RNA from Fusarium coffeatum, 1527 nucleotides. RefSeq lists its product as uncharacterized. NCBI's taxonomy places the organism in Eukaryota, Fungi, Ascomycota, Sordariomycetes, Hypocreales, Nectriaceae. The transcript is spliced from 3 exons. Gene Ontology annotation, biological process: transmembrane transport. The coding region runs from base 1 to 1527 and encodes 508 amino acids. Gene Ontology annotation, molecular function: transmembrane transporter activity. Gene Ontology annotation, cellular component: membrane. The record is from RefSeq and is a predicted model, not a curated record.